Messenger RNA from Bemisia tabaci, 1159 nucleotides. RefSeq lists its product as uncharacterized. The record is from RefSeq and is a predicted model, not a curated record. NCBI's taxonomy places the organism in Eukaryota, Metazoa, Arthropoda, Insecta, Hemiptera, Aleyrodidae.
GCAUAUUGAUUCUUAUCAGCCUAUAGCGGAGAAGGUUCUUAUCAGUGAUGUGUGGCCAAUGUGUGAGGAUCCUACGGCAAACUAUUAAUUUGAAAUGGAUACAAUUAGGCGGUGAUAAUGUGUCACGAAGCUUUGAAGUAACGUUGCAGCGUUGAACUUGGUCUGAAUAUGUACAAAUAUUAUCCUUUCACUUUUCACACACUCUCCACUUCGGACUGGGCAGUUAAGUAAAAAGCCUAACUGGCUCAAUCAGCUUUGAAUACUAUUCUCACAAUUGUCAAAAUGGAGGCUAUUUCAUUGAAGGAAUCUCAAAUUCUUGAGGGAGAGUCCAAAAACGACACCAAGGACUCGGACCAAUGUGAAGAAUGUGGGAAAGAGCUGAGGUCUGAUCAAGAUACCAAUAGCCAUUUGAUAGUCAAGAAUUCACGUAAUCAUGAUCUCCUGUGUGAUCUGUGCCUUAAGGAAUUUCAUUCAGUUAGAAGUUUGCAGGAGCAUAAUAAAUUAACUCACGAUGCCAUUGGUUGUUUUCUAUGCCUAAAAUGCCCGGCUAGAUUUAUGACCAAACUUGCUCUUAGCAGACAUAUGGCUCAGCAUGAUGAUUCACAGAAGUCAGUAUGUAAGAUCUGCAGAAAAUCUUUCAAAAGAGCGGAUUAUUUAGUUUAUCAUUACAAUAUGCACAAGAAUAAAAGGACGUAUGCUUGUUCUGUGUGUUCAAAAAAGUUUGUUACCAGUUCUCAUUUAAAAGUUCAUGAAAAAACACAUGCAUCAGAGCGGAAGUUUAAAUGCAGCGUAUGCAGUAAACUAUUCUGCCGCCUAGAUAAGCUCAAGGAACACAUGCUAAGACAUUUGAACAUCAAACGGUUUAGAUGCUAUUACUGUGACAAAGAAUAUGCAGAAAAACGUGAUCUCAGGACACACUUGCAGAGGAGUCAUCAGUGAUACAAAAUUUCACCAUACUUCGUCUGACAGUGUAGACUACUUGAGGCAAUACAUUCCAGUGAGACAUUUUCUCAUGGAGAGAAAAUGGCUUUAAAUUCAGCAAUGCAACUCAUUAUUGAAAAUAUCUUUACAUUGGCCUUAGCACUUAAAAAUUAAUCAAACCUUCUGAAAUUGCACUUGCAAAAACGUUAAUUUCUAAAAUAAAAAUAUGUAAAAUUGA